This is a messenger RNA of Brassica napus (rape), 1972 nucleotides long. Its product is annotated as probable receptor-like protein kinase At5g18500. NCBI's taxonomy places the organism in Eukaryota, Viridiplantae, Streptophyta, Magnoliopsida, Brassicales, Brassicaceae. Bases 259 to 1692 code for a protein of 477 amino acids. The record is from RefSeq and is a predicted model, not a curated record. The transcript has 7 exons. Gene Ontology annotation, molecular function: ATP binding; protein kinase activity. Gene Ontology annotation, biological process: protein phosphorylation.
CUUCUCUUUCCCACUGCUAUCUCUGUGGUCUUCGAUUUUUUUUGUUUCACUGCUUGGGUCUUCUUGUCUGUAGGUUAGAGAUAUCAGAUAUCCCCCUCUCUACAAAGAUCCAAAGCAGGGAGCUUUCUAGUCAAUGCUGCUUGAGAUCUGAGUCUGACCUUUUCCCUUCAAUUUCUCUCUGAAAUCCUCCAAAAAUUUACCCAUCAGGUUUGGUUCUCUCUCACCUCAGAACCAUAGUUUCUUUCUAACUGUAAGAAGAUGGGAACUAGUUUAAACGACACAUUAUCUAAGAAGUACAGUGGUUUGGAACUCUGGGAGAUCAUAGCUAUCGUUCUCUCCGCCAUUUUCUUCCUAGUUUUAGCUAUAUCCCUAUAUCUUACUUUCAGAAAGAAAACAUCUAAACCUUCUUCUAACCAAACCCCUAUUAGCCACCAGACUCCUCCUAACGUCCCUGAAGAGAUAAAAGAGAUCAGAGUCGACGACGUUUCCUCAAGCAACGGCUACCCCACCAUCAGCGAGAAGUUUUCUCACAAAGAACCUGAAAAAGAGACACUAGCAGUAGCAGCAGAGUCAGAGAACGGUGGUAACAGUAGCCGCUCAGGCUCCUUUAACCACUCGGAGAAGAAAGAUGGCUCCAGCGUCUCUUCUGCUAAUCCUUUAACAGCUCCAUCACCUUUGUCUGGUCUUCCAGAGUUCUCUCACCUCGGAUGGGGGCACUGGUUCACUCUCAGAGAUCUCCAGACGGCUACAAACCACUUCUCGAGGGAUGGUAUCAUCGGUGAUGGCGGGUAUGGAGUUGUUUACCGUGGUAGCCUUGUUAAUGGAACUCCUGUCGCGGUUAAAAAGCUGCUCAACAAUCUAGGGCAAGCUGAUAAAGACUUUAGAGUAGAGGUUGAGGCUAUAGGUCACGUUCGACACAAGAACUUGGUACGUCUUCUUGGUUAUUGCAUGGAGGGGACGCAGAGGAUGCUAGUGUAUGAGUAUGUUAAUAAUGGGAAUCUGGAGCAGUGGCUACGUGGAGAUAAUCAGAAUCAUGAGUAUUUAACUUGGGAGGCACGGUUGAAGAUUCUUAUAGGAACAGCCAAAGCGCUUGCGUAUCUUCACGAGGCGAUAGAGCCAAAGGUGGUGCAUAGAGACAUAAAGUCUAGCAACAUUCUGAUUGAUGACAAGUUUAAUUCUAAAAUAUCUGACUUUGGACUUGCUAAGCUGCUUGGCGGUGAUAAAAGUUUCAUAACUACUAGAGUAAUGGGUACCUUUGGUUAUGUAGCUCCAGAGUAUGCGAACUCCGGUCUUUUGAAUGAGAAGAGUGAUGUCUACAGCUACGGAGUUGUACUCUUGGAAGCUAUAACUGGUAGAUAUCCUGUAGACUACGCUCGGCCUCCCCCUGAGGUACAUUUGGUGGAAUGGAUGAAGAUGAUGGUUCAACAAAGACGUUCAGAAGAAGUGAUUGACCCUAACCUCAAUACAAAACCAUCUACAAGUGUCUUAAAAAGAACACUCUUGACUGCUUUGAGAUGUGUUGAUCCGUUGUACGAGAAACGACCUAGGAUGAGCCAAGUUGCACGUAUGCUGGAAUCUGAAGAAUACCCAAUUCCUAGAGAGGAUAGAAGAAGAGGAAGGAGUGAGAAGGGGACAGCAAGAGAUUCAGAUCCUCCUAGGAACAGUACAGACACUGACAGGACUCAAGAGUGAAUACCAUGACAAAAAGCCUGAAGCUGGAUAGUCCUGUUUCUUCCCUAGAUCUUCUCUGUUAUGUGAUAUUUCUUCUGCUCCAGGAGAGUGUGUCUGUGACUCUGUGUGUUCAUUGUCUGGUUUCACAUAAUACAUCAUUUGCUUGUGUACAGUGUUUUGUUUGUUGUAUUUAUAGUUUGCUUCUCUACGUUUUGCAAUGUAGGUUGCUUUUGAACCAAUAAAACGGUAGGCUAUGUUAUUUAAGUCUUUGAUAAAAACGAAGUGUAGUUUUCUGUUUGCU